ACAGAUUCCGCUUCGGAAAUGUUCUCUCUAUUUUCUCUUUCGAAGACGUAAUAUUCUUCUUUCAUAUCGAGACGUUGAUUUGUAACAAUAUCGCGAGGACGAGUGCGAGCUUGUAAGGGAAUUGGCCGUUUAAAUCCCUCGAAUUCAAAUGUGCACCUGUAAAGUAGGCAACACGGCACGUCUGCCUCACAAUUCGGUGGUUGGUCAGAAGGUUUGAUUUCCGGGUCCCCCCCCCACAUAACCACAAACAUGUAUGUUCGGGUCAUGGAAUACUAUGACAGUCCAUAACGUGUACAUCUUCGACCGAAAUGGAAAGUGCCUUCAUUACAAUGAGUGGAACCGUAAGAAACAAGCCGGCAUCUCAAAGGAGGAGGAGUAUAAGCUGAUGUACGGCAUGCUUUUCUCCAUCCGCUCCUUCGUCAGUAAGAUGUCGCCUCUGGACUCGAAGGAGGGCUUCCAGUCUUUUCAGACCAGCCGCUAUCGUCUUCACUACUUCGAGACCCCCAGUGGACUCAAGUUUGUCAUGAACACCGAUCUGUCCGUGAGCAACGCCCGGGACGCGCUGCAGCACAUCUACAGCAAUCUGUACGUGGAGAAUAUCGUCAAGAACCCGACGUGCGUCUUGGGUAACACUUUGGACAGCGAUCUUUUCAGCACACGACUGGAUGCUUUCGUCAGAGCGCUGCCGUAUUACAACCCCCGCGUCACUUGACGCAUUUUCAUAUGAAGGGUUCCAAUGGAGGUGGCUGGAUGUUUGAGGGAAACAUUAAAGUGGGUUGACACUUAUAUAAGCUUUGAGUCUUUUAUUUAAAAAUAAAAAACACAAAACAGUU
Messenger RNA from Phyllopteryx taeniolatus (common seadragon), 833 nucleotides. RefSeq names its product trafficking protein particle complex subunit 1 (gene trappc1). The record is from RefSeq and is a predicted model, not a curated record. The transcript has 5 exons. Gene Ontology annotation, biological process: endoplasmic reticulum to Golgi vesicle-mediated transport. The coding region runs from base 254 to 712 and encodes 152 amino acids. Gene Ontology annotation, cellular component: TRAPP complex. Lineage: Eukaryota; Metazoa; Chordata; Actinopteri; Syngnathiformes; Syngnathidae.